Molecule: messenger RNA, 231 nt
Organism: Aureobasidium musti
Lineage: Eukaryota; Fungi; Ascomycota; Dothideomycetes; Dothideales; Saccotheciaceae
Source: the annotation of a GenBank genome assembly
AUGUCUUCUCCUACCGACACCACUCCUGCUUCCAAGGGUUCCUUCGAUGGCGAGCGUCGUCGCUCCUCUGGUGGUCUCUUCAACAACAUCUUGUCUCAGAAGCGCAGCCCCGACAACGCUGCCUACUCUGCUCGUCGUGCAAGCAUCGAGGAGCAGGGCCCACCCAAGGGCAUGUUCGGCAAGCUGUGGGACAACGCCGUCAGAGGUGUCGGUCCCGAAGCCCAGAAGUAA